UUUAAAUUUAAAGGAACUUCUUGCAUGGCAUGGCAUUAGCAAAGACUUCCGAUAACACCUAACUUUCCCACUUCCCUGGGAUGCCUGAGUAGCACUGUGGCAGAACCGCAUCUCUUCCCGCCCUGGGUUGAUACAUUUGGACAGCUUGCUUUUUAUCACCUGGGCUGAAGGGCAUGAGGACAGUACAUUGUAGGGCAGUAUUAUAAAGGGUAACUUUACUUUUUAGCACUUAGGCAAUAUGCUUCAAAGAUAAAAAUAAAAUUAAAACAAGGGUACUUUUGGACUUUAACAGAUUAUUAAUUGUGCUGUUCUAAUGGUUGUGGCAGACCAACUUUGUGUUUUUCAGAACACUGUUUAUUGAUAAGUGUGCGCACACACACAUACAUACGUAUACAUGGGACUUUUCUGUUGUGAUGUGCUUUUAGGAAGUUCGUUUCUUCUCAUGUUCAUAAUUGCUAUUUGUAACCUGGUCUCUGAUCCUACAGCCUCUCCAUAUGUGUAUGUAAAGUUCAUGGGAAAGCAUCAAUUACAAUAAGGCUGCUGCAGGAUUUAGCUUUGAAAUGAUUGAUUUAUCACAGUGUUGGCGUCUUGGUUUAAUUACUAAGUCUUUGGGUGAUGACUGAUAGAGUGGUUGGAAAACAGACUGGUGAUAUACCUGAACUAAUGAUUACUCACCCACACUAAACAUAAUUCAUCCAGAUAGUUCCUCCUCCUGAUGAAAGGCAUUUGACAAUGAGCCUUAGCAGAGGCUUUGGCUUUUUCCUGAUUAUAGUCACAUUUUCUCUUUUGUGUAUGCAAAUUAAAUCCUUAAUAAACAUUAAAUACUAAAUCAAUUUAAGUUUAUUUAUGUGAUGCUUUGGGGAAAUAUUUUCAUAUUUACAAAAACUUCUCCAAACAUAGCCUAAAUAGACUUUUGUCUAUAAUCCAGCUGACAAUUAUUCUCCUCCACCGUGUGUUUUACUUCUCCCAAGCAGUAGAAACUAGAAAGGAAGGAAAGUAUUGUUUUGCACCUAGUAAACUAGCACAGUUUUUCUGUCCAGGUGCUGCAGUCUACCCAGAAACAAAGACCAUGGCUGCUUACAGUGGAAUCUACUGUCUAAAAAUUCCACACCGUUUCAGGUUAUUGUUUAGGGAGCCCUGUGAUUGCUUCACAAUUGUAAAAGGAAGUGCUACAGGCAGAGUAGUAGAUACUUGCAUUAUUAUAACGUUUUUGCAAUGGAGCAGUGACAAAAAUCAGCUUGUCUCAUUUUUUAAUGAUUCCAAACUUGGUCCUUCUAUAAGCUUCACCUCUGUGGGUGCUGCGGUAGGGCUCAAUGACUGACCCAAAGACAUCAUUUUAAAAAGUGAGAGUGUUAAACCUUGGGACCAGAGCAUCAGAGGUGUGAGAACAUGUCCCAGUUACUGUUCUGCUGCCUUCUGCAGGGAUGAAACUGGAGACUGAAAACGUGAGUGAAGGUCUAUUGGAAAACUGCUUGUGAGAGAGAAUUGGUGCAAGCUGGCUUAGAGGUGGUGACUGCAUGUUUCACUCUGGUCUCACUAUGUAGCCCAGACUCACCUUGAACUCCUACACUUAAUGCUCAGCUCUCAAAGGCUUGGAUUACAGGGUCGGUGCACUCGAGAGAACUGCAAGUACCUACACCCCCCACCCCACUUAAAAUCGCAGCUGGAAAUUAAUGGGAAGAACCAUCUGAUUCAACGGAAGACUGCCGCAGCCAUGUUCGCCCAGCAGAUGCAGCUUAUGCUCCAGAAUGCUCAGAUGUCAUCCCUUGCAUCUUUUCCUAUGAAUCCAUCACUUGCAGCUAAUCCUGCCAUGGCUUUCAAUCCCUACAUGCCUCAUCCUGGGAUGGGCCUGGUUCCUGCUGAACUUUUACCGAAUACUCCAGUUCUGUUUUCUGGAAACCCACCUCUUGCAUUGCCAGGAGUUCCUGCCCCAAAACCAACUCGUACUGAUAGACUGGAGGUUUGCCGUGAAUUUCAGCGUGGAAAUUGUACCCGUGGGGAGAGUGAUUGCCGCUAUGCUCACCCUACGGAUGUUUCUAUGAUUGAAGUGUCUGAUAAUAGUGUGACAAUCUGCAUGGAUUACAUUAAAGGCCGAUGCUCCCGGGAGAAAUGCAAGUACUUUCAUCCUCCUCCACACCUGCAAGCCAAACUCAAGGCAGCUCAUCACCAGAUGAACCACUCAGCUGCUGCUGCAAUGGCUCUGCCACCUGGUGCACUUCAACUGAUGCCAAAGAGGUCAGCCCUUGAAAAGAACAAUGGUGCCACCCCAGUCUUUAAUCCCAAUGUUUUCCACUGCCAACAGGCUCUAGCUAACAUGCAGAUUCCGCAGCCGGCAUUUAUCCCUACAGGGCCAAUACUGUGCAUGGCACCCGCUUCAACUUUUGUGCCCAUGAUGCACGGUGCUACACCUUCCACUGUGUCUGCAGCAACAACACCUGCCACCAGCGUUCCCUUCGUUCCAACAACUACAGGCAAUCAGAUGACCCAAUUAUCAAUAGAUGAGCUGAAUAGGAGCAUGUUUGUUUCACAGAUGUAGAAGUUACCAGUAGAACAUUGAAAUUCUGAGCAGCAGAGUUGCAGAGUACCAGAAUCUCUCAAGAAGAAACUCCUUAUGGCCUUUCUAUGUAUAUUCUCGUAUGCCCUCUUCUACCAACACAACAAUAAGCAUGGUGCAGUCAAUAUAUUAAAGCACAUACAUAAGUCAAAAAAUUCAAAUUUAAAAUAAAGCAUUCCAAAAUCUGUGAAGUUGUUAAAGCAAAUAGAAAAUUGACCUCUGUGUUACCUAGUAUGGAUUAUUAAUUGUAAAAGAAUUAGCAUAUAGAAUACAACCAUACAGCUUUGUCAUUGAUAUGAAUUAUCAGAUUCAUAUUACUGAAUUAUCCGUCUGACAUGAUAAUAAAAUUUAAGGAUUUUUUUUCUAACAGUGAUUUAUGUUCAAUGAACUUCCACAGUGUACUGUAGGCUUACUGUACAUUCUUGGUGGAUUAAGUCUGUUUUUGAAGUGUUACCUUACUGUUUGUUUACAGGAUAGUGUAUUGGAUUGAUGUAGAAUGUAACUAAUAUGUCCAGUACCAUUUCCCCCGUUGAUAUAUUGUAUUAAAUUGGGUUCUGUUUAGCUUUCCCAUGCUAGUGUUUUGUUGUUUAUACGUGGUGUUUGAUUUCAAUUAAAUGUCAUUAGUGGGAACAGAGGUAUAUGUGAUUGAAAAACAUGACAGGUUCAUCUUAAUAUGCAUUCUUUAAAACAUUUCUGUAAGUUUCUUGACAUAUACAUUUAAAAGGCCUCACUUUUGAGUGUACACAAAACCUGUUCAUAGAAUUUUACAUGUAGAUCUGACCUUGCAUAGUCAAUAAUAUACUCAAAUUUUUAAAAGAGAAAAAUAAUUACUGACAUAUGAUAGCAAAGUUCACAUGUUAACCUCAGACCAUUCCUUUUAAAUAAAUUCAAAGUAUUCACAUUCCAAUAAAUUUCUGAGCAUGUAUAAAAAGUAUGUAGAGUAGCUGUUACAAUUAUUGUGUCACAGGAAUCCUAUUUCUCAGCUUGAGUGUCUAAAAUUGAGCUAUUUGUCAUCUUCAGUUGAGAAACUGGUACUUACUAGUUUAAAGGUAUGCUAAUCAUAGGUUAUAAAGUAAGCAGAGAGAUGUGGGCGUGGAAGACAGUUUUUAUGUACUGGCAGAAAGUGUGUAAAACCUUUGCAUUGUAACCUUUUGCACAAAUGCCAUUUUCUAAAUGCAAAUGGCUCAUGCUCUUUAAACUGUACUUUGAAUAAUAAGUAAGAUACAAUCUAGCAAAAGUCAAUCCAGGUGAAAGAGAAUUGUUUCCAAAUGAGGCCUUACCUCCCCAAAUGGACAAUCUUUUCUAUUGAUCACAGAAGGAGGCUGAGUACAAGUCUGGAAAAAUGGCAGGGAUGGGACAGGGAGAGAUUUAAAAUGACUGAUUAUGCAAAAGAACUAGGAAAGGUUUCCACAAUUGUCUUUCACUUCAUUUUAGCCGAGUUUCCAGUUUUCUUCAAGCUGCAGUGAAGUAGCAAGCUUUGACAAGUUUUCCCUGCCCAAACUUUAACAUCAGAGUUGGGGGGGAGGGUGUUGGUUUGUCUCAGAACAAAACCUAUUUUUUUCUCAUUUGAGCUUAUAUGUCUUUAUGUGUGAUUCAAAAUUAUAGUCAGUUUACCAUCAUGUGGCUAAUAUAGACUAGCAAUAUCCCAUGGAGGUGUGGUAUGAAUUCUUCUUACUAAUAUGCUUGAAAUAAUCUCACAAAUAUCAAAUAGUAAUACAUCUAUUUCUGUGACAUAUAAUGUACCUUAUCUACUUCAUGGUUAUUAACAUUACUAUUAUUAUAACAUGGAGGAAACAUUUUCCAACAGCUUAAGUAGACUUAAUAUUUUCUACUCAAUAUAUAUUCUCCCAUUGGAAAGUAUAAUAUCAAAUUUUUGGAUGUAUAAAGGUUUUUUUACUUCAUAAAAAUCACAAGAAAAGAGAACAUUUGGGAUACCUUAAGACAGGUAGUUGGAUUGAUUUUCAGAACAGUGGAGUUGGCAAAGACUUUAUUGCCUUUUCCACGGCUGAUAGACACACAGGCCAUGUGACUUGCCUAAGGCUGCCUAGCCGUUGUGGGAACCAAUUGUUCCUUCUUUUUGCAUUUUUCUUUGGAACAUUUGAGACUCCAACCCAAAGCAGAUCAGAUUGGCUCAGAAUAUAAAAAAGCAAAAUUACCUCUAGUGGUUCCUAUCCUGUUGAUCUUAACUAUCCAGGUGAGUCCUGGUCCCCACUGAUUUCUAAAUAGUCUUGUUUGUAUAUUGGACCUCUGCCCUUUGUUAACUAUUGCCUGAAGUUAGAGAUUGAGAGUUGUGUGCCCUUUUACCUGUGGGCUCUUUGAACCAAUUAAUUUCUGUUUUCUAAAAUCAUAAUUCCAUAAAGAAUGUAUCUGAGCUAAUCUAGAUGUAGUUCUUAAUGGAUAUGGGAACAUUUUGUGCAAAAUGAACUUUUUGUAGUUUGACAUUUUAGUGCAAAAAUACUAUCUCAUUUAACUUCUUAAACUUUUGAGAAAAUAGAUGAAACACUUAGAGUAGAGCUGUUCUCAUGUUGCUCUAAGCACUGGAAGAUACUGACAUUGACUUAGUUUUAGGAUGAGAUUCAGUGAGGAACAUUCAGGGUAGUUGUCUUUUUGGUGCAACAUGUUUCUAUGACAUUUUAAAAGUUGCUAUGUACGUGAAGUUUAAGAAAGCAAGCUCAAAGCUCAAACAUUUCGAUCCAAUUUUACUGAGUUUUGAGGGAAAUGAAACUUUAAGUUGGCACUCUUUAGUUGUGCAAUGACAAAUGAUCUUAUUGAAGAAAAAACAAGUCAUUCGACUAUAAAUUGAAUUAACAAAACAAGUCACAAUGAAUCAGUGACUCUAAACAAAAAUUUACUAAAUCAUUUGUAAAUAAACUAAAUUCUAAUCAAUUGUGAUUCUUAGUUAGCAUUUUGUAGUCUUUGCGUUUUAUAGUGACCUCUGUUUUUAUUUCUCCAAAAUUAUUGGUUUUGUUCAUCUUCUCAGCCUUUUGCCAAAAUUUGCAAGAGCACUGAAACUUGAAUAAAACGUGUCAAAUAUACAGAUAAGCAAUCUAAACAUGUCAUUUAAGAAGGGCCUAGUAGUUUCAGUUUUUACAAAAAGCACUAUGAGACCAUAAUACUUUAAAUAAGGACUAAAAUUAAGUUAAUUCAUAAGAUUACUACUUAAAUACAGCAUUUACUUUUGAAAUUGGAGCAUGAAUCCACACUCAGCUAUUGCUUUUGAGUCAUUUUUCUAGAUUAAUUUUUAAUCUGCAUCUGGUCACGUAAGCAGUCUUCUUCCUGUUCCAUCCAUCUUGCUCAUCCAUUUCUGAGCAUGUUAAGGCAUUUUGAUCUUGCCAUAAGUGUUGUCCACUAAUGGGAGCCCUCGCUCCCCUGCUCUCCAGGAAAAAGCCAGUACCUGCUCUCAGCUAUCAGCAGGAACCAAAUGAAUUAAUGUGUUUGGUUUGAAUUAGCUUUGACUGGCAUGCCGAGUGAGGAAGGAACAGCAUCCACACUACAUUGUAGGAAAUGAUGGAGGCUGCUGAGGCAGCUCGUAUGCUAGUUGGACUGCCAGUUGUUUCUUUUCCGCGUCUCUGAAGAGCGUUGGUAAGAUGACCUCAGGUGGAAUACAGCCCAAGUUUGCUGAGACCUGUCAGUCUGUGGGAUGCGCUGUGGUAUGCAGAAUGAUUAGUAAUUGUAGUUCUCUUUCCCCUUUAAAUAAAAGCUCUUCUACAUGUCACUUAAUGCAAAUAAGUAAAAUUGGGCGGUUCAAUUCCCAUCUCUGAUUUGUAGAUUUAAUAAGAUAGUGGCCUAAUUUUACCAGUGCCUGUCAGAGGUAGUAGAAUGAAAUAGGCAAAAGAGUUUAAUUUUUUUGCAAGUUUAGCAGAUAGUCUAAUCAAACUGUAAAUAUAAUUACAAAUAUAGGCUCCAAGUACCAAGUCAAUAAUUGGUGUCAUGUUUUCAUUUUUUAUUGUUUUUAAGGUUUUUAUUGUGCUACAUUUUUAUAUCUAAGUAACUAAGGGAUUUAAUUUUGAAGAAGAGUUAGAGCAAGUUUAAAAUUUUACUACAUUUAUUCAAACCAUUUAUUAAAGCUCUAAACUGACACUGUAGCAUAACACGGUAUAGAUUACAGUCCAUAACUACACUCUACAAUUUACAGUUUAAGAAUAAAUUUAGCUUUGUAUACAAAUAAUAGUUGUCAGCUAAAUAUAUUUACUUGUUGUUUUGGCAACAAAACUGCAACAUGGCUACCUUUAGACAUAUGUGCAUGUAAAACUUAUUGGUAAGCGAUAUGUGGUUCAUGACAGUGCAAAAAUAUAGAAGAUACAGCGCAAAACUGAUGAUGUUUCUGAAGCCCUGAGUUCCAUGUGAAAACUGGAUUUGUUUCCUCUUGUAGCCUUUUGUUUAAAAAAGUUUAUAACACAUGGAACUUUAUAGUACAAAGAAUUAGUUCUGUUGGUAGGGUUGAUACAGUAUUUUGACACCAGAACAAGCCUGUCAUAUAAAUAAAUAUAUAUAUAUAUAUUACCUGACUUCUUUUUCAUAAAUUCAUUCAAAAUUAUCUAUUAAUGUAGUAUCUGUAGCUACAAGAAUAAUCCUAUUUUCUGGAAUUAUAUACAAAAAUAUGUGAAGAUUAAAGCAUAGCGCAAUGUUUAGAAAUUAACUCAUAUUAGUGACACCACACAUAAAGAUACUAUAGAAUGACCCCAAACAGUGUUAAGAAGCAUAUGCUGCAGUUAUCUAACUGUCUCAGUUAGGGUGCGAAUGUGUGAGACACACCUUUUUUGCACUUAUGUACAUAGUCCAUGAAAGCAAUCCUUGGAGCUUUUUAAAAUAUAAGAAGUCUGUGGUAAUAGCAUGUUUGGGAGAAUGGUUUCUGUGGGUUUGAGAAAGAAGGGAGUUAUUCUUUGCUCUGAGAAUUAACAAAAACAUAGUGUUGUGGACGCUUGCAAGUUUGCUACAGUUCACCAGAAGCUCAGCCUGCUAACAUACACCAGAUCCCCCUUAACAGCACUGAGCAAAAGGACAAAGUACUUCUUUUAGUAAGGCUACUACUAGCAGAGGCUAUUUGUUUUGUGGGUUAAUUCCCACUGCACACACACACACACGACACUCAUGCAUGUACCACAUAAUGGAUAAGCUUCCCAGCAGAGGUUUUCUGUUUUCAAUUGUAAAAAGCAGUAAAAAAUACUCUGUCCUUACAAAAUAGUUAUUUGCACAUCUGGUUGAAACAGACUUUAUCCUUCAUAGUUAAUAUAUACAUCAAUUAAUAGGGAUUUAAGUGACAAAUUGUUACUGUUUUAACUAAGCAGAAGAAAACCAACCCAAAAUUAACAUAACAUGGAAGUUGGCAGACAAUGUCAAUCUGUAACCCACUCUGUCAGUUUUCACUCUGCACUUACAGAUGGCCAAGGAACUUGAUUGGUGUUCCUCCUCAAGGCACUGAGGUUUAGCAAUGGUGGAAGUCUGAAAAGUUAAGGAAUGGAUUACCUUGGCACACUAGGGAAGGACCCGCCCUAGGCUGAAGGUAGUUCUUGUGAAAUGCUGCUACCCAUACUGCUAACUCUUGGAUUAAAAAGAGCUACCGCCAUAGCUCAGUGGUAGAGCACUUGCCUAGAUGAGUGAGGCCCUGGAUUCCAUCCCCAGCACUCCAAAAGGGAAACAAAGGAAGAAAACAAGAGAAAGGUAGAAAACAAACCAAAACCAGAAAACAACCCAAGCCUUAGAUGUAUCCCAUAGCUCAGGGCCAUUUGGCUAAAAAGUCCUCUUCUUUUUCCCUCAGCUCCUGAUCACUUAAGAUUCAACCAUCCCAAACAUCAUGACAAUCUGAGCAAUCAUUUUGGCCAAUAGAAAAUGUAAACAGAUAUUUACUUUGUAGUUAGGAAUGCCCACUUCAGCCUUAUUACCCCCACGAUUUCACUUUGUCUUUAUGUGGACAUUCCCUUGUGAAUUUGUAUUUCAUAAAAAUAUUUUCUCAUAAGGUCAACAGAGGAAAUUUUAUGUGGUACUGGGAAUAUAGCUCAGGGCUUUGUGUGCUGUGCAAGUACUCUAACAACGUGUCUAUUCAGAUAUGAGUUAAAUCCAGAACUAGCAACCAUGAAUUAGUGUGGAUAAGCCUUGAAGCAUCACAAAAGAUAGCCAAUGGAUUUAUAACAUGUGCAUGCUCACAGCCACUUGGUCACAUACUGAAGCUUAAACAUAGAGACUGUAUUUAAAGCAGUAAGGCAAGAUAGAGAAUUAACUAUAACAAAUGCAUAUGACUAAAGCCAAAAUGACAUCAAUUGGUAUUAAUUUAUGACUAAUUCAUAAUUUAUAGCCCCUCUAUCUGCCCUUGCCUAUGAGUGAUUUACUCACUGACAUUAAAAAAUCUGAAUUAUUCCAGAGAAAUUUUAUGUUUAUUACAAUUCCUCAAUUGUAGUGUACCUAAAAUUGAAGAGUGCUUUUGUCUGAAAUAAGCUGCCACUCUUUAUAGAUACUACAAGAAUCUUCACUAAUACUCUUUUACAUCAUGUUACUUUUAAAAAUACCUCUGUAGCAAGGCCUAAAAGAAUUAAGCAAGCUUUUUUAUCCCAAACACACAGCCUUAAGACUGUCAUAGAACUACAUGGUUCCAAAGCUUUAUUUCUGUAUACAGAUGCUAUCUGUUAAUGACAGAAACCAAACUGUUUUGUUGCUGUGUCUGUGUCUAGCAGUUGAGUGAAUGAUACGGCCAUCCAUUUCAUUAGAUUCUGGGAAUAACCUUUUCAAAAUAAGUUCCUUUUAUUAUUAUAGCUAUUGCUUUAGUUACAAAACUGAGCCAUUUGCUCCCAAAUUACAAUAAUUGAAAUGAGUCCAUUUUUUAAAAAAUGAGGUCUCACUCACUAUGCUGUGUAACCUAGUCCAGAUUCCAUGACUUAAAUGAAUUGAUUCUUCCAUCUCAGCCUUCCAGGUGGCUUAUUUUGUUUAAAAUGAUGAGCUAUGUUACUCCCUUGUCUAAUUUUAAAGGAACAAUUUAUACCUUCAUCUAACAAUGAUCUGGAUUAUAGAAAGUGGAAGAAUUAUUUUGGGGAGAAAAAUGGCAAUUUAAGAAUGCUAUAAUAAUGGAGUGGUGGUGGCACAAGCCUUUAAUUCCAACACUUGGGAGGCAGAGGCAGGUGGAUCUCUGUGAGUUCAAGAUCAGCCUGGUCUACACAGAGAGUUCCAGGACAGCCAGGCUACACAGAAAGACCCUGUCUUGAAAAAAAAAAGAAUGCUACAGUAAGAAAAUUCUUGGCACUGUGCAACAAUUAAGCACUUACGAAAUGACCAAAAUAUUUUACAAAUAAAAAUUGUUCACAUAAUAUUUUGUCCCCAAAUGCAGUAAUUCAUUCCCUCAACUGCAAAUGUUUGGACUUUUUCAAGUUACAGUGUUGUAUUCCGUGUUUGUGUUUAGAAGUGUGCAUUAUAUAGCACAUUUUAGUAUGCUACUUUUAUGUUUAUUUUUUAUUCUUUUAAUAAAGUUUGCAAAUUCC
Mesocricetus auratus (golden hamster) is the source of this 10020-nucleotide messenger RNA. RefSeq names its product muscleblind like splicing regulator 3 (gene Mbnl3). The record is from RefSeq and is a predicted model, not a curated record. NCBI's taxonomy places the organism in Eukaryota, Metazoa, Chordata, Mammalia, Rodentia, Cricetidae. Bases 1574 to 2536 code for a protein of 320 amino acids. The transcript is spliced from 10 exons. Gene Ontology annotation, molecular function: metal ion binding.